AUGCCAGACUCAAUACAGCCCCCAAAUUACUCUGAAAUAGUCAAUUCCGAGAGAACGGCAGAGUUGAGCGAGCUGUAUCCCUCUGUGCCACCUAGGAAUGAGGACUACACGCGCAGUAAAGAGGAAGUUCUAGCUGUCGCAGGUGAUGGAUCUGAAUCAGAUGCAAGCGAUGGAAGCAGUGCGCCGAUGGACAUGAACCCACCGUAUUUCGAGGAGAUUCCUCCGCCUCCAGCAGAAGAAACCUACAAUUUCAAGGAUGCCGAGCUCUUCAAAACAAGUGAGCGGAUACUAGAUGAUUUGAGAAAUGACCCGUUUUUCUUGCUCAGUGGAUUUGAUGUAUCGGAGGAAAUUGGAAAGGGAAUUCUAGGUGAGGAAACAGUCGACUACGCAGAAAGAUUACAAGGGUUCAUCAAAAAAUCAGCCAAAAAAUACCAGGCAUUCAUCCCGGUAUCCACGUUCCAGCAGCUCAACACAGCGAAGACUGAGGAAUUGGAUAAUGGUUGGAAGUUGUGGACCGUCGAUGGUAUCAUUGCUCCCUCGCCUCAACUGUCCAUGCCCAAGCAUCCGCUCUUCCACUUUAGAAUCAAGAUUAAGGGAAAAGGAAACGCCAUGCAUGUGAAACACAAGUUCUAUCGUUUUGCCGAUAACCAAUUGUUGGAAAGGGACAAGAAAGAUUUAAUGCUGGACGUUGAUGGAAUCAAAAAACAGGCGUCAAUUGCCUUGGACGCAGAGCAGGAGUAUAACAAUAGGGUCCUGGUGGACUCAAUUCCGCAAGUUAUAGACUCGGCAAAUUAUGUCUGUGAGACUACAGGAACAGUUCUCAGAGUCGAAGUUUAUCCCUCAAUAUUCAACUACGAUGACCUCAAGCAUUUUGAGAAGGAAGAGAUCGAACUCAGGGUUUCAUAUUUUCUUUCUCAACUGCCGGACAGCGGUAUUGAUAAAUUUUCUGUUCCCUCAACAAUUGACUGCUUGAACACAUUAUUCAAGGUUCUAAAAGGCCCUCUUACAAACUUAGACACAGACGAUAUCAAAACUCUCAAACCAAACAACUCCGUUGUUUUGAGACUGCAUUUACAGUUGGAACUUCUGCCUUCAAAGCUAUUUUUCAGAGAGAUCAAUGAUGAGCUUCAGCCGCCUCGAUUUUCGGAUCUAGGUCAGUAUAUGAAAGUCGGGUACGACUAUUACUUGAGGGCCAUGACAGAAGUUCUCUACCUAGGAUCCAUAUUUUCUCCAACGUCAGAUUUUUUCAAGAUCAAGACGACAUUCCAGUCUGAUAUGAGUCAAGUGUUCAGGAUUUUGAACGAGCCUGACCUGUCCAAUCAGCUACAGUACUGGGACAAAUUCCAGUAUGCCACAGCCUUGACUACUCUUAGUAUUUGUCCAUACUAUACGGACGACAUGAUCAUAGAUUGCUACUCGAUUAUGACUAAUUUGAAUCCUGACAACACGCCGGAGCUCUUUGAUGCCUUGACGUAUUGUGCUACAUCAAGACAAGGAAAUGAUCUAUCGAUGUUUGUUGCCACACUUAGAUCCAGGGGUGUGGUAGGUUUCACUGAGCUAAGAAGCUGCUUCCAAAAGUUUGGCUUUGACGUCACAAAUCCUGAGGUUGUACGCACUUUGACUGACGACCAGCUCAUAUCUUCAUACAAAAAUAAUGUCAUUGUCAGCACUACGAAGUACGAACGUUCAACCUUUAGAGAGGCCCUAGAGAAGGUUGGCCAAUACCGAGAAAGUUCGAAGAUUCAAAACUUUUUGGAAACGGAGCCCAUGUUUGAUGUUUCCGAGGCAUAUGAAACGCUAGAAACAGAUCCAUCAGUGGAUGAUGAUGUUCUAAUCACUGCUUUUCAGCUUAAAGCAGAGGAUUCUGUCUACUACUCUUCUUUGUACGCCAGAGCGCUAAUGACCAUUGCGCUGCACAGAAAGAGCCCUAUGCUAUUCAGCUACAUCCAUGCCAGCCUUCCACAAUUUGUCCAAUCGACUCCGUCGCUGGAGGAGGCAUACGAAAUGAUAGGCUGCGAUCAAUAUGCAGACGACUCCUCGGUGGUUAGAAUCUUCCAGGAGAGAGUGGCCAAAGAGACGAAUGUUGACUUCUAUCGUCUUUGGGUUUGCUUGAAAGUGAUUGGGGAGACAAAGAAAUCAAAGUUGAUAGAGGGAUUCCUGAACUCGGGAGUUAUGGAUUCCAGGCUACUUUCCGUGGAGAAGACGCCAGCCGGCUUAAAUAAUAUCGGAAACACCUGCUACCUCAACUCAUUGCUCCAGUACUAUUUUGUCAUUGAACCUUUGAGAAGCCUGAUUUUGCAAUUCAACAAGACACUGAAGAAGCAGAAAGUUGAAAAUGAUGCAAACUACCUUGUCCGCAGAAUCGGAGGAAGAACUGUUGGAUACAAAGAGAUUGAAAGAUCCUACCAGUUCAUGUAUCAACUAAGAGACCUGUACCACAAAAUGAUUCAUGAAAAUGCAAGAUGCGUCCAACCUACUAGGGAACUUGCGUAUCUUGCAUUUAGUCCUAUAAGUGACGAGGUCGAGUUUGCAGAAGAUACGGGUGAAUCCGAAGAUGUCGUAAUGCGUGACGAUGAGGACAAUGAGGAGCAAUCUGAACUUCAGGAGCAUGGCGAGGUGAGUAUGGAGUUGGUAGAAAAAGCGAAGCCAGUUGAGGGGGCGCCUGAGAUCAAGCAAUAUGAUCACUCCGGAAUGGAAUUGGGUGAGGAAAUUCCUCCAGCACACAAAAAACCUCCCCUUCAUAGUGCUGCUACGGCCAAAAUCAGCGCAGAUCAAAUUGAAAAUGCUCUUGAGAUAGGAAGACAACAGGACGUGACAGAAUGUAUUGAGAAUGUGCUGAUUCAAAUAGAAAGUGCGCUCGAGCCUGAAAACCUGGACUCAGACAAUGAGCAGAUUGAUCUCGUGAAGCAGCUCUUCUAUGGGAAGACAAAACAGAUUUUGAUGCCCGUUGACCCAGUGACUAAAGAGGAAAUCAGCUCUGCUAGAGCGAGGACGAAAGAGGAGAGAUUUCUGAAUCUUAUUGUCAACAUUGGAGAUCAUCCAAGAGACAUUUACGAUGCGCUCGAUACGUACUUCACUGAAGAUUUGCUUCAACUGGACAAUGAGGAGGUCAAAAGGUCUCUCACAAUCACCGAGCUUCCGAAAAUCCUGCAAAUCCAGAUACAGAGAGUCCAGUUUGACCGAGAAAGGCUUAUGCCUGUGAAAUCAAUCGAGCCGCUUCCAUUCAAAGAAAAUCUCUACAUGGACAGGUAUAUGGAGACUACUGACAGUGAACUCAUCUCAAAGAGAAAGGAGGUCUUCAUGUGGAAAAGACAAAUUGCCGAACUUCAGGAACGCCGAAGAAAGCUUACCGAACCUAAUGAACACGGUCUCGCUCUUCGGGAUGCUCUUGAUUCUACUAGUCAAUUCCUUAAAUCACAGAUCCUCAAUGAUAUUGGGGUUCUAGUUAAUUCCGACAUCCUGGAGGUUCUUGAUGAGCAAAUUUCGAAAAUUGACGAGCAAUUAAACUUCAUUAAGAGCGAGGUGGAAAGACUACAGAAUCUGAUAACUAACCAGUUCAGCGAUCUCACCAAUAUUGGGUACUCGGUGUUUGCGAUUUUCAUUCACAGAGGACAAGCUUCCUAUGGGCAUUACUGGAUUUACAUCAGAGAUCCGAAGUCCAACCUGUACAGAAAAUACAACGAUGAAAUUGUGAGUGAGGUGCCAAUAGAGGAAGUGUUGAACUUUAGCGAGAACAACAGUGCAACUCCAUAUUAUCUCGUGUUCGUGAAGAACGAAUUUCUGGACGCCAUCCAGCCUCUCAAAAGGGAGAUCAAAGAGAAUUACCAGCAUGUUUUGGAUCAAUGA
Molecule: messenger RNA, 3846 nt
Organism: Ogataea haglerorum
Lineage: Eukaryota; Fungi; Ascomycota; Pichiomycetes; Pichiales; Pichiaceae
Exons: 1
Coding region: 1-3846 (1281 amino acids)
Biological process (GO): proteasome-mediated ubiquitin-dependent protein catabolic process; protein deubiquitination; regulation of proteasomal protein catabolic process
Molecular function (GO): proteasome binding; cysteine-type deubiquitinase activity
Source: RefSeq, a predicted model, not a curated record